Molecule: messenger RNA, 1050 nt
Organism: Arthroderma uncinatum
Lineage: Eukaryota; Fungi; Ascomycota; Eurotiomycetes; Onygenales; Arthrodermataceae
Exons: 1
Coding region: 1-1050 (349 amino acids)
Molecular function (GO): protein binding
Source: RefSeq, a predicted model, not a curated record
AUGGCUGGUAUUCAGAAUCUCCCGGUAGAGAUUGCGGACCAGAUCCUGGGGUACCUGGACAACGAAAGCCUUACUCGAAUUGGCCGUUGCAGCUCGGGCUUCACGCCACUCUCAAUCAAGGAGCUGUACCGACGUGUAUUUAAAGCCAGCGAGGGUACCCAGGCAGUCCCUUAUAAAUUGUACGAGCAGUCCAAGUAUUGGAAAUCGAAGUACAUCAUCGGCCUCCUCAAGUCAAUCAAAAUCGACGAGUUCCUGGUUGAGGAGGAUGGACUGACCCCGUUCCACCACUUUGCGAGAGAAGGGUCAAUUCCCGUAGUUCGAUGUUUACUCGAAAGGAAGUUGGAUCCUAACUUCCAGUCAAGCUGUGAAGGAUGCUACCCUAUAGGCCGCAGUACCCCGCUACAACAUGCUAUGUACAGCAUCACAUUGUUCGGUGCUCAGCACGGAACUACAAAAGACUGGCAGCGCUUCAUGGAGCUGUUCGAAAUUUUUGUAAAGGCAGGCGCAGACAUCAACCUCCAGAGCGACGACGGCAGCUGUCUUAUGUCUCACUUGAUCGAAUAUGGCCCGAGAAUGAUGGUGAUGAAGGCCCUAGGAAUUGUCAGCGAGCUACCAGUCGACUACAACAUCUUGGAUAACUGGAAUCUUUCCAUGGUUUGGAAGUCAGUCCAGCGUGGCUUCCAAGACGUAUUGGAAGUACUUCUUUCCCGGGGCGCUCAUCCUACUCUUGGUAGCCUCAUCAGCGGUGAAACGGCGCUGCACCUAGCGGCUGUCAGUGGAAACCUGGAUAUGUGCGAGAUGCUCGUCGCCGCCUUACAGUCUCGCGAAUGCAGUAUCUCCCAGAAAAACCGACGCGGGCUCAAUGCUGCCGAGGUGGCCCAUGAGCGAGGCUGCCACAAAGUAGCAGAGUUCUUUGUUGACCAGGGGCUCAAGAUCGAUCCAUUAGUGUGUCCGAAUCGGUCUGCGCCGUUUCGCUACCCAGGGCCUCAGGUGUUGUAUGGUGGUGUAUGCCAGUGUAAACGGGAGUAUUUCCAAAAGUACUGGAGGUAG